This is a messenger RNA of Achroia grisella, 1489 nucleotides long. RefSeq names its product cytochrome b5-related protein-like. The record is from RefSeq and is a predicted model, not a curated record. Gene Ontology annotation, molecular function: heme binding. Lineage: Eukaryota; Metazoa; Arthropoda; Insecta; Lepidoptera; Pyralidae. The transcript has 6 exons. Gene Ontology annotation, cellular component: mitochondrion. Bases 134 to 1489 code for a protein of 451 amino acids. Gene Ontology annotation, biological process: lipid metabolic process.
GAUCGCACGCGCAGUAUAAUUUUGCUAUCGCAUUUUUUAAUAGAUAUCAGUGAAGUGAAAUCUACUUACAGGUACAGCUGUAUUAAAUAAUUAUCUACAAAAACAACAAAUUAGUAAACAACACGAAGAUACAAUGACUAUAGACUCAGAUAGACGUCAAACUAGUUUUCCUCAGCUAAAAUACCCGCCAUUAAGAGAUGACAUACCAAAAAUAUCACAACGAUGGUUAGUAGGCAAACAAAUGCACGAUGGCGCAGAAAAUCUGUGGAGAAUUUACGACGAUCUUUAUGAUUUCACUGACUUUAUUGAUAAACAUCCUGGCGGAUCACAAUGGAUAUCACACACAAAGGGCACAGAUAUUACAGAACAAUUUGAAACGCAUCACCUAAAAGGGGUAGCAGAGAAAAUGCUCCAAAAAUAUUUUAUAAAGAAAGCAACAACACCAAGGAACUCUCCGUUUAUAUUUGAAGAAAACGGAUUUUACAAGACUCUCAAAGCAAAAGUUAUGGAAAAAAUUAAGGAUAUACCAAAGAAUACAAGGAAACAAAGUGAUAUUGUGACCGACUUAUUACUUGCAGCGUGUAUAACUCUAAGUCCAUUGAGCUGCUGGGCAUGGACACAAAGUUACUUGUUGGGUACGGCGUUGACAAUACUCAACGGUUUUACAUUAAGCAGUGUCAUUACUUGUGCUCAUAACUAUUUUCAUCGAGCUGAUAGUUGGCGUAUGUACUUGUUCAACAUGGGCGGACCGUCAUACAAAGAAUGGCGUAUCUCUCAUGCAAUGUCACACCAUAUGCAUACAAAUACACUUCAAGAUAUAGAACUAACACUACUGGAACCGUUUCUUACAUUUAUGCCAUACGAAGAUAAAUCGUUCUGGAAUCAAUUAGGAGCAUUUUACUGGCCAGCCAUAUAUCCAUUUUCGCAAAUUGCGUUGAUGAUCACAGAAUUUGUGACAUCUUUAAGAGAACUUGAAGGUAAACAUAUAGAUUGGGCGCAUAUUAUACCAUUGAUGCUACCAACAUGGAUGUGGUUAGCAUCCGGAGCACCCUUUACAUCAGUGUUACCCAUCUGGGUUGCUACAUUAAUGAUUAGUAGCUUUUACUUCACAGUAUAUGGUUUAACAGCUGGACAUCAUGCACACACUAACUUCUUUGAUGGAGAUAUACCCAGAUCAAAAACUCUAGAUUGGGGAAUUCAUCAAUUAGACACUGUUAUUGAUAAUGAUGAUCAUAAAAGUCAUUUUACAUCACUCACUCGAUUCGGAAAUCAUGCUCUUCACCAUUUGUUUCCAACAUUGGACCACGCCGAACUUAUAUACCUCUAUCCCACGUUAUUUGAACAUUGCGAAAAAUUCAAAUUGGAACUACGCAAAAAUUCAUUUUAUGAGGCACUAAUAAGUCACUCUAAACAAUUAUGGAGAAAACAACCGAACAAUAUGAAAAUUAGAAUUACGGAUGCAAACAGCAACACGGUGUCUGUUAAAUAG